AUGUACCAGGUGGAAAUUCCUCAGGGCCAACAUUCUGGGCAUAAUGAAUUAACCAUUGCAGCUAAUGGAGUUUUCCUUUUCUUUUUCUUUUUCUUUCCACAACAUUUAGAGGUUUACUACAUCAAACAUGUUAGCCACUACUUAACUACAAUGCCUUGUAUAACCAAAGAGAAAUCUGUUCCAGCCAACAGAGUAGAAAUGGUAUCUAGCUCUGUAGUCAUGUAUUUGAAUUGUUUAUUUAAUUUUUCAGACAGUGGUGAUAUUGUUGAUCAGAAGCUUAAGCUGAUUUUGGGUCUAAUAUGGACUCUUAUUCUUCACUAUUCCAUCUCGAUGCCUAUGUGGGAAGGGGAAGAACCAGCACCAGGUGCUGGAGGUCCCACUCCUAAACAAAGGCUUCUUAACUGGAUCCAAGGCAAAUGUGGAGAUUUGCCAAUUAAUAACUUCACUACCGAUUGGAACGAUGGCCGAGCAAUUGGUGCUUUGGUUGAUGCUUGCGGACCAGGUCUGUGUCCCGACUGGGCUGAUUGGGCGCCUAAAAACAAACUGAAGAAUGCGAAGGAAGCUAUGGAAGCUGCAGAGAAAUGGUUAGAUGUGCCACAACUAAUUAAACCAGCAGAAAUGAACAACCCGAAGAUUGAUGAAAUGAGUAUGAUGACGUAUCUAUCCCAGUUCCCCAACUGCAAACUGAAUCCCCAAGCUCCCCUUAGGCCUCGUCUUAACCCCAAUCGGGUGCGUGCCUAUGGUCCUGGUAUCGAACCUACUGGUAACACGAAAGGAGCCAAGACGUCGUUUACUGUGGAGACUUUUAGUGCUGGACAAGGAACUCUUGAACCACUUGUCCUCAAUCCCAAGGGUCAGAAGGAGCCAUGUGAGGUUGUUUUCAACCAAGACAAACACCUCACGUACACUUGUACAUACACUCCUAAAGUUGAAGGGAAUUACAAGGUAAUCAUCAAAUACUCUGGCAAGGAAAUUCCUAAGAGUCCGUUUCCGGUUGCAGUUUCUGCUCCUGCUGGAGAUCCCUCAAAGGUCAAAGCAGCUGGUCCUGGUCUGGAACCAGGAAAUGUUGUGAGCGUAAUGACUCACUUUACUAUUUCUCUGAAAGAUGCUGGAGAAGGUCCAGUGGAUGUAGUCAUCACAGAUCCCUCUGGUAAUCAAAAUGCUAUCAAGCCCAAGAUCACUCGUCAGCCUGAUGGUACUUACCGUGUAGAAUAUACACCUAAAGUGCCUGGAGUCCAUACAGUUAGCAUUGUCUUUUGUGGACAACCUAUUCCACGAUCCCCUAUUUCGGUUACUAUUUCUACUGCAUCAAAUGCAAAGAAAUGUUAUGCAACUGGUCGUGGAAUCCAACCUAAAGGUAUUAGAGUGAAAGACAAUGCUGAUUUCAAGGUAUAUACUAAAGGAGCUGGUGAUGGAGAAAUGAAAGUUACUAUCACUGGACCAGGCAAUUCAAAUGAACCGGUUAGUAUUAAGAAACUUGAUCCAACGACUUACGAGUGUGUUUACACCCCAAAACAGCCUGGUACUUACACUAUCAAUGUCACUUUUGGUGGCCAACACAUCCCCAAGAGUCCAUUCAAGGUUGAAGUUGGUCCAUUCAAGUUGUCUAAGAUUAUAGCAUAUGGUCCUGGCUUGCAUGGCGGAAUGGUCGGCAAACCAGCAACAUUUGUUGUGGAAACCCAUGGUGAAACAGGAGCAUUAGGUUUUUCAAUUGAAGGUCCUUCCCAGGCCAAAAUUGACUGCAAAGAUAAUGGUGAUGGAACAGCUGAUAUCACUUAUUGGCCAACAGCCCCAGGAGAAUAUGCAGUCCACAUUCAUUGUAAUGAAGAAGAUAUUCCUAAAUCUCCAUAUAUGGCCCAGAUUCAACCAGCUACUAAAGACUUUGAUCCUCUCAAGGUGGUUGCAUUUGGGCCUGGCUUACAGGAAACUGGGGUCCAAGUUCAGCAGAUGACUGAAUUCACUGUUGAUGCCAAGAAAGCUGGGAAGGCUCAACUGGACAUUAUUUGCCAUGACGCCGAUGGUAACCCCGUUAAAGUUGAUAUCAAAGACAACAAGGAUGGCACUUACACUUGUAAAUACAAGCCUUUGAAGAAUGUCAAGCAUGUCGUGUUGAUUUCAUAUGGUGGUGUAAACAUACCUAAAAGUCCUUUCAGAGUUUUUGUCCAAUCUCCUUCCAGUGUGAAGGUUUAUGGACCAGGUGUGAAACCAGGUGUGAAAACUAACCAACCAACUCACUUCGUGGUUGACUGCAAAGAAGCUGGACCUGGUGAUGUGGCUAUUUCACUGACUGAUGAGCGUGGAAUGGAUGUGCCUGUUAAUACUGUUGACAACCAAGAUGGUACUUUCACUGUCAAUUAUGAAGCCAAGAUCCCUGGCAUGUACACCAUAAAUGUGUACUUUGCCGAUAAAGAGAUUCCAGCAUCACCUAUCAAGGUGAAAGUUGAAUCCAGUAUCGAUCUCAGCAAAGUACGCGUUGAAGGUUUGGAGAGCACUCAAGAGGUUGGCAAAGAGAAAAUGAUUGAUAUCAUUACGGUUGGUGCUGGAAAGGCUGAAGCCACUGUCCAGAUAACCAGUCCUAAAGGUGUCAAGACAAAUGUUCCUACUAAGCCAAUGGCUAAUGGACAUAGUGCACCUAUUCUCUUCAAAGAACCUGGUCCUCAUAAGGUCGAGGUCAGCUAUGGUGGAAUGCCAGCAAAGGGUUCACCAUUUAAAGUUGAUGCCGUUGUUCCGGUCGCUGCUAACAAUGUUCAUGCUUAUGGCCCUGGCUUGAAAGAAGGAACUGCAAAGAAACCAGCCACAUUUACAGUCGACAGGCGUGCUGCUCCACCGGGUGCUCUUGGAGUAUCUGUUGAAGGUCCAUCUGAGGCUAAAGUUAACUGUACUGAUAACAAAGACGGUACUGUCAAUGUUGAAUACUUACCAAAUGUGCCAGGAGACUACAAAGUGAAUGUCAUCUAUGAUAACGCUCCAAUUCCUGGAUCACCAUUUAAGGCUAAGAUUCAACCCGCAACUCUCGAUGUCGGAGGCAUCAAGGCUUAUGGACCAGGAGUUGAGAAGACCGGUGUCUUUUUGGAUGCCCCAGCCAACUUCACUGUUGACGCCACUCCUGUUACAAAGAAUGGUGAUGGUAAAGUACGUGCUGUUGUCACAAGUCCAUCUGGAGCCAAAGCUGAGCUGCCAAUUGACAACAAGAAGAAUGGUAUUUACACUGGCUCUUACAUGCCAAUUGAACAAGGUCCUUAUGCUGUUGACAUUUCUUAUGAAAACAUGCCAAUUCCUGGCAGUCCUUUCAAAACAACUGCUGUUCCUGGUUGUGAUCCUUCUAAAGUCAAAGCUUACGGCCCAGGUCUUGAACGUGGUAUCACUAAUAAACCCAAUGUGUUCACUGUGGACAGCCGUGGAGCUGGUCAUGGUAACCUUGGUCUCUCCAUUGAUGGACCUGUCGAAGCUAAGAUGACCUGCAAGGACAAUCAUGAUGGAACAUGCCAAGUUGAAUACAUGCCUCUUAAAUCUGGACCUUAUGAUAUUGGUGUGAAAUAUGGUGAUAAACAUAUUCCUGGCAGUCCAUUCCAUGUACCAGUUGAGACUCCAGUUGAUCCUAGCAAAGUGAAAUGCCAAGGUCCUGGUGUUGAUACUGCUAAAGGAGUCAAACCCAAGGAACCAACAUCCUUUACCAUUGAUACUAAAGAAGCUGGAGAUGCUCCACUUGAAGUUACUGUCACUGACAAAUUUGGUAAGAGACCAGCUGAAGUUCAUCCUAUCGAAGAAGGUGUUUUCAAGGCUAAUUACACAGUACCUGAAGAAGGUCCAUGCCAACUUGAUGUGAAAUAUGCUAACCAACAUGUGCCAAAAAGUCCAUUUAAUAUGCCUGUUAAACCAGGUUUUGAUCCAAGUAAAGUCCGUGUUUAUGGUCCUGGGGUGAAUGAUGUCCCUGCUAGUCUUCCUGUGUCAUUCUGCAUCGAUACCACUGAGGCAGGAAUUGCAGACUUAGAAGUGUCAAUUCAGAGACCAGACGGCACGUUCGUUAAACCGAUCAUCCAUGACAAUGGUGAUGGCACAUUUAAUGUUACUUACACUCCUGAAGAUCUUGGUGUCUAUACAAUCAAAAUCAAAUUUGGUGGCGUUGAGAUUCCAACCAGCCCCAUCAAGGCUUGUUCUAAACCCACAGGAGAUGCCAGCAAAUGUAAAAUUACAAAGGGUACAGAAAAAACUGUUAUGGUCAAAAAGGAAACUGUCAUUACUGUUGAUGCUUCACAGGCCGGUACCGGUAAAGUUACCUGCCGUAUCCGUGAUUCUAAUGGUCAUGAUAUUGAUAUUGACAUCAUUGAGAAUCCCGAUGAAACCUUCAGUAUUCAAUUCACACCACAGUUUCCUGGAACCUACUCCAUCAGCAUUCAAUUUGGUGGACAAAGUAUUCCAGAUGGAAAAUACCAAGUUGAAGCAGUUGACUCUGCAGACUAUGAGGUUUACCUUGAAACUAAAGAGAAGGUUCUUUGUCCCCAACCUGUGGUUGAUGAUAUUAUCAAACCAGUUAAGGUUGAUGAAGUCCAGAGUGCUCCUGCACCAUACCAUCCAUUAGAUUUCUGCAUCCCUGUUGGUCCAGUUUUCAACUUUGUCUCAGGUCACAUUAUCACUCCUUCUGGUAAGAAGGUUUAUCCCAAAAUUGAAGACAACAAGAAUGGUACCGUUGGUGUUCGUUACCAACCAACUGAAGCUGGUUUGCAUGAGCUUCACAUCCAGUACAACAAUGAACCCGUCUAUGGAAGUCCCUUCCAUUUCCACGUGGAUGCAAUUAACAGUGGCCAAGUCACUGCACAUGGACCUGGUCUUACACAUGGUGUCGUCAACGAAUCUGCUGUCUUCACCAUUGUUACUAAAGAUGCCGGCGCAGGCGGUUUGUCCUUGUCCAUUGAAGGUCCUUCUAAGGCCACUAUUAACUGUGUGGACAACAAAGACGGUACAUGUACAGUUAGCUACUUGCCUACAGCUCCUGGAGAGUAUUGUAUUACUGUCAAGUUUGCUGAUAGCAACAUCUCUGGAUCACCAUUCAAACCAAAGAUCACACCAAGUGAACCAAGGAGGAGAGCCCAAAUAUCUGUUGGUAGCAGCAGUGAAGUAUCUCUGAAGGUCACUGAAACUGACAUAACUAAUCUAACUGCAAUGAUCAAGACCCCAUCUGGCAAAGAGGAACCUUGCAUUUUGAAAAAGCUGUCCAACGGUCACUUAGGUAUUUCAUUCACACCACAUGAAGUCGGAGAGCAUCUCGUCAACGUCUACCGCAACGGACAACACAUUGCAAGCAGUCCAUUUAGGAUUUAUGUUGGUGAAGGAGAGUUGGGAAAUGCUGGAAAGGUGAAGGUGACUGGCCGUGGAAUUGUUGAAGGAAUGGCAAAUCAAGUCAAUGAAUUUACUGUCAAUACCAAAGAAGCUGGCUAUGGUGGACUUAGCUUGUCCAUUGAAGGUCCCAGCAAGGCAGAUAUUGAGUGUAAAGACAACGAUGAUGGUACAUGUGGUGUUACUUACAAACCCACAGAACCUGGUACCUACAUCAUUAACAUCAAAUUUGCUGAUGUCCAUGUUCCAGGUAAUUAUCCAGUUGCUGAAACCCACAAAGAAACAAAAUCUUUCAAAAUGCGUACCGUACCAAUUACUCUUGUAAAGUCUUAUUCGUCUCCUGUCAAAGUUGUUACAGAUUAUAUACCCUAUGUAAAAUGGGAUUCACACAAUAUUAUUACCAUUACUAACAAUCAGGAUGUAAAGAAAUCAGUUGGCACAAGUCCUUUCGAUAUGACUGCUUCUGUAACCAGCCCAUCAGGUGUAACUGAAGUUUGCGAUGUAAUUAGCUUAAAUGACUGUCACUAUAGUAUCAAAUUCGUUCCCAAAGAAAUGGGAGUCCAUACAGUUAGUGUAAAGCACAAAGACAUGCAUAUUCCAGGCAGCCCCUUUGAAUUCACAGUUGGGCCUAUUACUGGAGGCGGAGCCCACAAAGUGCAUGCAGCUGGUCCUGGCUUAGAGAAAGGAGAAGUACACUCACCUUGUGAAUUCAACAUUUAUACUCGGGAAGCUGGUGCUGGUGGUUUGUCUAUUGCUGUUGAGGGGCCAUCUAAAGCUGAAAUAGAUUUUGAAGAUAGAAAAGAUGGUUCUUGUGGUGUGAACUAUGUAUGCACUGAGCCUGGAGAGUACCUGGUAUCUGUUAAAUUUAACGAUGAACACAUCCCAGAGUCACCUUUCAGAGUGGCCAUUUCGCCAAGUGUUGGAGAUGCUCAAAAACUCUCAGUUCAUUCUCUUCAAGAGAAAGGAUUGCAGGUAAACAAGCCUGCCGUCUUCAAAGUGUCUUUCAAUGGUGCUCAUGGCAAACUGCUUGCAAAGGUUGUUUCACCCUCUGGAGUAGAGGAUGAUGCUUUAGUCAAUGAAAUUAAUGAAGCCCAGAAAACACUACCUUCCAGAGUAGGUGAAUAUGCUGUCAGUUUCAUCCCUAAAGAAAAUGGAACUCACCUUGUCCAUGUUACUUUCGAUGGUUGUCACAUCCCAGGCAGUCCUUUCAGAGUACUUGUUGGCAAAGUUGAUGCUGAUCCAGGAAGGGUCACUGCUUACGGAGAAGGCUUAUAUCAAGGACGUACACGUCAAGUAGCCAAAUUCAUAAUUAGCACAGUUAAUGCCGGCUCUGGUGCAUUAGCCGUUACUGUUGAAGGCCCAUCUAAGGUGAAAUUAGACUGCCGAGAAGUUGAAGAAGGAUAUGAAUUCAGCUACACACCAACAGCACCCGGAGACUAUCUUAUUAAUAUCCGUUAUGGUGGAGUUGGUAUUGCUGGUUCUCCAUUCAAAGCAAAGAUUACAGGUGAUGGCCAUGCUUCUGGAUUCCAUGAGCAAGCUUCAGUUGUUGUAGAGACUGUCACUAAAACCAGCACAACUACUCGCUUCAGUGGUGUACAGCAAUACCAAUCUGAUCCCAGUAAAGUUGUUGCUCGUGGUAAUGGAUUAAACUCUGCAGUUCGUGGCAAGGCUAACACUUUCACCAUUGAUACUACCAAUGCUGGUGUCAAUAUAAUGUUCGUUGGUAUGCGAGGACCCAAAGGACCUUGUGAGGAAUUAGUGGUGAAGCAUCUUGGAAAUAACCAGUACAAUGUGUCUUAUCUCGUGCAGGAAGUCGGAGAAUAUAUGCUGAUGGUGAAAUGGGGCGAUGAUCACAUCCCUGGCAGUCCAUUCUGUGUAAAAGUUCAGUGAAUCAAUCUUACCUCCCAUCCUCUUAUUUUUCCCAAUUUUGUUAAAUGACCCCCACCCUCGCCACUUCCUUUUCAUGACUUCCCCUGUCAACUUCCGAGAGUAACCUUUGUAACUUUUUUUUGAGUGCACGCGGAGUGAACCAUGACACACCAACAUCACUGUCGGAUUAUAUCUGAAUCUCAAGAAACCAGUUUCAGCCAAUGAUGCUACCCAUCGAUUCGAUUAUAUUUUGAAGCUUCCUCAUCCAACAGAUGAAAACAAAAUAAUUUGUUACAAAAUAUAUUCAAUUUGCUAUAUUUUUUCUUCUUUUUUUUUUGAAAAUGGUGCUUUUUUUUUUUAUAAAUAUAUAAUACUUCUGUUGAUUUCCUCGCAGUUUCGCUUGUCCACAUUGACAAAUUAUAUUUAUUGGAUUAAGCUUUCCUUACAAGCAAUUACUGUUACUGAGCUUUAUAUUCUAGUCUUAAAAUUGAAACUUUUUUGCAAAUUUUUUUUUUAUAUAUAUUCUAUAAUGCUGAAGAAAUAUUGAGAUUAAUAAAAGGAAAUUUAUAAUUUUUUUUUCUUACAUGUAUUGGAAACAAAGAAAAUCAAA
This is a messenger RNA of Octopus bimaculoides (California two-spot octopus), 7813 nucleotides long. Its product is annotated as filamin-A. NCBI's taxonomy places the organism in Eukaryota, Metazoa, Mollusca, Cephalopoda, Octopoda, Octopodidae. Gene Ontology annotation, molecular function: actin filament binding. The record is from RefSeq and is a predicted model, not a curated record. Gene Ontology annotation, biological process: actin cytoskeleton organization.